This is a messenger RNA of Topomyia yanbarensis, 7117 nucleotides long. RefSeq names its product myosin-I heavy chain (gene dachs). Gene Ontology annotation, cellular component: vesicle; cytoplasm; myosin complex. The record is from RefSeq and is a predicted model, not a curated record. NCBI's taxonomy places the organism in Eukaryota, Metazoa, Arthropoda, Insecta, Diptera, Culicidae. Gene Ontology annotation, molecular function: ATP binding; actin filament binding; cytoskeletal motor activity. The transcript is spliced from 16 exons. Bases 1566 to 6194 code for a protein of 1542 amino acids. Gene Ontology annotation, biological process: actin filament organization; vesicle transport along actin filament.
GCGGAUCAUUUUAUUGCUGUAGGAGGUUGUUUUUGUCGAUCGGUGCUUCGUGCUCUAUGACGAGUGGUCGCGGUAUUUUGUUGUAGUAAACUUCUAAAAGGAAGCGAAUGAUGUGUGUGGUAUUUCUGCCUGUUUCGGAAGCCGACGGCGUUGAAGUUUUGUAGGGAUCUAUACACAGAUCACGAAACUGUGUUUGAAAGACGGAGAAAUACUUGUUUAGUGGUCAGAAAAGGCCGAGAUUUAUAGUUUUGAAGCGUUGUACACUGAAUUGUGCACCAGAUCAAAGGUCAGAAAAUGAAGAAAAUGUUCCAAUAAGAGUGUAUCGGAAGAAAUAAAAAAAUGAUUAAGAUUAUGUUGGAUUAGUGUGUUAUUUUUCGAAAAGGCGAGUAUUAAACGAGAAGAAUUACAGGAAAGUAUCUUGAGGCUUGCGACGUGUAGAGGUUUCUCAACGGAUUCCAUCAGUACUUACGGCUGCGUGAGAGGUCACGCCGUGAACGAGAUUGGCACCGGUUGAAAGCGAACCGCGCAAGUGCAUUACCUAUCAGUAUUGAGAAACUGCACGAACGAUGAACGGAUGAAUAAAGAAUAAUGCACGAUUCGGAAGAAAUUAAAAGUUGUUUUAGCGAUGUGCUGAUAAUGCUGAGAGAAGUAAUGACCAGCUAAACAGGUCCAGUACCUACCAGCAACGGCUUUGUACCAGGGGUUCAUUACUCGUCGCACGGAUUGCCGGCCGAUCUGAAGACGAUUUUGUUAAAAGGAUUUGCGAUGCUACGAAUUACGGUGCGGUUCGGCGGAUAGUUGUUUGUUGUGGUUUUCAAUACGCCGAGUGAGGGAAAGGGUGCUUAUUAGAGGUGAACCAGCCUUUGCUUGAAACCGGAAAGUGAAACAGUGAAUCCAAAGUGUGAUUAAAUGGAAUUAGAGGAAGGAGCAAUAAAUUUGCAUCUGCAUUGAAUGAGCACUCCAGCAUAAGUGAUCCGAUAGUGAAGUGAUAAUUGGAUGUUCGUAAUACGUUCGAAUUUGCGCGGGAAUCGACUCGACGAGUUGCAGUUUAUUUGUGAUGGUACCGUGAGAACGCUCGAGAUGGGAACGUUUUGAACAUAGCAGAUGACACCGCAGAGCUAUCUCCGUCGGAAUCAGUGAAAUGCCGAAACGCCAAAUAUAAAGGCUAGAUUUACAAUCCAUUAAUAGCAUCAUUAGCCGCAUCGUAAAACGAACUAAACCAAAUUUGUUACAUAAACAACCUGUCCAGUAAAAGCAAAACACUUGCGUACACACGUUACCCGGCUGUAGCAGUAACUGGACAAAUGAAAUAAAAAGAAAUUGAAAUUUCGAAACACAAGACUAAAAAACUGUUAUCUCGUGGCGCAAGAUCAAGAAAGACGGACAGCAGGAUCGACAGUAAAAACAAAAGCCAACGAAUUCCAAACGGCAUUUCCCCCCUUCGAAAAUUGAAUAAAUCGUUUACCCGUCCUGCCGCGGCCCGCAUGGUUCAUCCGCGUGCUUGUCCGGAAGAGCACAAGGCUCCUCAAACCAGUCGCAGCCCGAUGCGAAGCUGACAUGGUGACAUGUUGCUGCCAGACCAAACGUACGAACAGGCCAACAACCAUCAGGACUACUUACGAUCAUAUGAUGAAUUCAACCGAAUCAUCGAUCUGAAAGAAAUCGAUGUCAAGCGGCUGCACCGCAACAUUUUCGACAGCGACAACGCGGACGAGUUCAUGGUGCUGACGAAUAAUGAGAUGAAAUUUUGUCAGGCCAGUCGAAGCGGUAGCAGCUUACCCAGUGCGGCCGGAGUCAGCGCCGGUGUACCAGGAAUUAGUGGUGGCGGAGGGAAGAGCCCCGCACAGGAGGACACCGACAGUGCUAUUUGGAGCACCAGAGAACAAUUGAAAAGCCGGAAUGACAAUGGCAAAAUUGUAACGAGUGUUUCUGGCCGGAAAGUGGGUGGUGGGUGUAGAGACAACAGGAGUCCAGAGGAAUGGAAGAGCAGAGCAGCACGACGACAUCAGAGAUCACGUCGAGGAGCGAAUGACAGCAGCUGCAGUAGCCUCGCCAGUGACAUCCAAACGGACAUUGGCAGCGAAGAAUAUGAAGACGAUCGGCGGGCUGAUCCAAUGCGUGAUCGGAAGGUUGCAGACGAGCAGGAAACCGAUUACGACAAGACGUCGGACUUUUUCAACAACAUUCCGGAGUUUCAAGGUGAAUCGUUAGGUCCCUUUAGCUUGAACAACAAGAAUGAUAUGAACAUCAGAACCAAUAUCGACAUCUUGCGUGCUUGCGAGUUGUUCCUGAUGCGCAACCGUAUCCGGCCGGAUUUCUUCUGCAAGUACAAAAAAGUUAUCAAUGCCUCCGUAUCGGCACCUCCCUCAUUUCCACUUUCGCGAACGAGAACACCGGUUGACAGUACCGGGCGCAAACCGAAAAGUUUGUCUCCAGCAAUGCAGCGACCACCGUCGUCACGAGGGAAUCUGGGGACGCCGCCAAAAACCUGCACCCCCACCACCACCACCGCUGCCGUGAAUGCGAUUUACAGCGUGCCAAAUCGUGCCGGCAAACGGAGACGAUUUAUUGUCAACUCGAAUACGGAUGCAUCCUCCUCGAAUGAAGCAGUUCACCUACAGCAGAAAUUGAAGAGCCUGAGCACCGAACUGGUCACACUAAGAAGUCGGCUUCACACCGGUGGUCAAACAACGACAACGGGGGGACCGAAUGGUGCCGUUGCCGUCAGCAGUCCUGUAGUUACACCAGCCACAACGCCAAAUACAAACCCCCAAACGUUAGGUGGUCACGGAACGACGGCCACCACCACAGCCACCCCUACCACCGGUACUGGAACCGGAGGUCUCGCUGCAACGACAGUUGGCGCAAACGGGAUCAACAUUCUGUCACACCUGAACGCUGCCAACAGUACCAGCUGCAAUAGUAAUACCACAAACGGCAAGAGUCACAUGAUACUCGCCGCGGCACAGUGCAUACCCCCAGCCAGCAGCACAUUGAACCACCCGAGCAAUGUCAUACCACUAGUUUCGCCGAGAAAUACCUCGAUACCCUACCCGUUGCCGCAUCACAACAGUACCGGAACGAUACUUGUCGCAGACACAGCACAAUGCGGCGGUGGCGGCAUGACGGGAGGUGGAACGCUACCACGGAGGACGACAGUUGGAUUCAAUGCUAAAGGCCAGAAUCUGCAUGGGGCCGGUGCAGGACUAGCUGGUGUGCACCUAAAUUCCACGAGUGGAACCACGGGCGGAUCGGGCGGAGGCACCGUGGUCAUAGGUACCCAUACUUACCAUUCCUCGAGUGGUCUGUCCGGCAGUGUUGGAGUUGGCACAGGUAACGGCAUCGGUACGGCCGAUAAAACUGCGAAGUUGGAAGACCUGAUACACCUCCCAGGACCACUAACCGAGGACGCUGUAAUGCGAACGUUGCAAACCAGAUUCAACGAGGGAAAAUUCUUCACAAACGUCGGCCCUAUCCUGCUUGCCGUCAACCCGUACCAUGACGUUGGGAACCCACUGACUCUAUCGUCGACCCGUUCGGUUCCACUGGCUCCUCAGCUGCGAAAAAUUGUACAAGAAGCCGUCAGACAACAAGCAGAAACUGGCUAUCCUCAGGCAAUAAUCCUAUCUGGGACAUCCGGAUCUGGCAAAACCCACUGUUCAAUGUUACUGCUCCGACAACUGUUCGCAGUGGCCGGUGGAGGACCGGAAACGGAUGCCUUCAAACAUCUAGCCGCAGCCUUCACCGUGCUACGAUCACUAGGAUCGGCCAAAACAUCAACUAAUUCCGAGUCCAGCAGGAUUGGUCAAUUCAUCGAAGUGCAAGUGACAGACGGAGCUCUCUAUCGAACCAAGAUCCACUGCUACUUUCUGGACCAGACACGUGUCAUAAGGCCGCUGCCGAACGAGAAAAACUAUCACAUUUUCUACCAAAUGUUGGCCGGACUGAAUGCCGAAGAAUGCGCUCGACUGAACCUGGAAGGUUAUUCACCGGCCAACUUGAGGUACUUACAGAACGGUGAUAUUCGACAAGAUGAACAGGAAGAUGCGGCGCGGUUUCAAGCAUGGAAAGCAUGCCUGGGUAUUUUGGGCAUUCCGUUUUUGGACGUCGUACGGGUGCUAGCGGCUGUUUUGCUGCUAGGGAAUGUUCAGUUCGUUGAUGGACAGGGACUGGAGGUGGAGGUGAGCGGCGAAACAGAAUUGAAUGCAGUGGCUAAUCUGCUGGGAGUUCCACCGGCUCAACUGUUCCGUGGCCUAACCAUUCGUACUCACAAUGCACGCGGUCAAUUAAUAAAAUCGGUGUGCGAUGCCAACAUGUCCAACAUGACGCGAGAUUCGUUGGCCAAGGCUCUCUACUGCCGAACGGUAGCGACGAUAGUGCGAAGGGCGAACAGUCUGAAACGUUUGGGUUCGACACUGGGAACGUUGAGUUCUGAUAGCAACGAAUCAGUACACAAUCAAGCCGAGGUUGCGAGUCAACAUGCGUCCACUAUCGGUGGAGGUAACGCCGGUUCAAAAUCGAUGGCUGCACUCAACAACGCCGUUCGACAUGCUACAGAUGGAUUUAUAGGCAUUCUGGACAUGUUCGGCUUCGAAGAACCUCGACCAGCCCAGCUGGAACACCUAUGUAUAAAUCUGUGCGCGGAAACUAUGCAACAUUUUUACAACACUCACAUUUUCAAGAGUUCCGUUGAAUCAUGUCGAGAAGAGGGCAUUAUAUGUGAUGCCGAGGUCGAUUAUGUCGAUAAUGUGCCCUGUAUCGAUCUGAUUUCUUCGCUCAGAACUGGCCUGUUGAGUAUGCUGGACGCGGAAUGUUCCGUACGUGGAACGGCGGAAAGUUAUGUGGCCAAAAUCAAGGUACAGCACAGAAAUUCAGCACGUCUUGAGCAGAGAGCUUCCGAGCCGUACGACCCUCGGAUGUUUGCAAUCCGGCACUUUGCUGGUCGUGUUGAAUACGAUACGACAGACUUCUUGGACACGAACAGAGAUGUGGUUCCUGACGAUUUGGUUUCUGUUUUCUACAAGCACACGUGCAAUUUUGGAUUUGCGACGCAUCUCUUUGGCACCGAAUUAAAAGCUCUUUAUGCACAGGAAAAUGUACCGCGAGGUUUAAGUUUCAGAAUUGCACCCACAUCACACACUGAUUUGUUGAAUGGAGAUGAGCCAGUUUCUACGUUGACGCAAGAUUUUCACACCAGAUUGGAUAAUUUGCUGAGGACACUUGUACAUGCACGGCCCCACUUUGUCCGAUGCAUUCGUAGUAAUACUGCAGAGAAAGCAGGUGUGUUCGACCGUGGUACGGUGGUGCGACAGAUUCGUGCCCUUCAGGUACUCGAGACCGUAAAUUUGAUGGCCAGUGGCUUCCCGCAUCGUAUGCGAUUCAAACAGUUUACAGCCCGGUACCGCAUGUUGGCUCCCUUCCGACUACUAAGGCGUUGUGAAGAGAAGGCUUUGGAAGACUGUAAGCUAAUUUUAGAUUUCGCACUAGAAAACCCACCCGAAUUAGACGGGUCAGUGACACUGUCGUGGGCGCCUGGAAAGAGGCAUAUCUUUCUAAGCGAGGGCAUUAGGCAACAUUUGGAAAUGCUAAGAACUGAGGUGCGUAUGAAAAGUGCCACGCUCAUUCAAGCCACGUGGCGUGGGUGGAACUUAAGAAAACGGCUCGGUACAAUUCGAAAGUCUCACGACAUUAAACUUGUUGGCAGCGGUUUGCUAGCAAUAAACAAGAAUAAUGCUACAAGACCACCAACUGCAGCACCAAAGGCUAAUGCGAAUAAUACCGGAACAGCAACAAGACCAAGGCCACAGCCAAUUGCGGGUACUCCACCACCUGAUCCUAAUGAGAAAUGCGACUCAAAAAUAAUCGCACAGACUUGCACUCUAUUUGGGUUAGAUUUGGAACGUCCACCCCCAGUGCCACCAUCUCGCUCGUACACAGUAACAGGAAAUUCCAAGCUCGGUUAUCCCCAGACUCGUACCAUGAAAAUGAACUUCCCAGAGGAUUCUGCCACUUCUAAUGUGGGCGAGCAGUUGCGCAAAGGAGAAGCCGUCACGGUUACCGGAGCAUCGCACCGUCGGGGUCAUCUGAUCGUUGAACACAAUGGCAUCAGUUUGCACGUACCUUUUCAAUACAUGGAAUUGGUUAAAAAUUCCACUUCACCAGCACCCCCAAAUGCCACUGCUGUUAAUAUUUAAUCCAUCGUUUAAUGCCCUUUUCCCUGUUGUUAGCCUCUGCUCUAUCAUCACUACUAAUCCAACCUAUUACUACAAAACACGCACUAGUUAUACUGUCCCAAUGUCUUCCAUUCGCAGAAUGCAAUUUCAACCACAGGUUUAUUUAAUGAAAUCGUAGUCCUUUAAGCAUUCAUCGAUAGCAUUUACUAGAAUAGUCUGUAAGGCGAAUCAGAUACAAUCGUUUACACAACAUUAUACUUACCAUUUUAUCAUGUAUUUAAUGCAAACGAUAAAAGUACUACAUUUUAGGACUGAUAAAUAUUGGUAGAAUAGUCUAUAACCUAUUAGGAAGAAGCUCUUCACAAACUGAUUAUUUACAUAAGUGAACCACACUUUAUAGAAGCAUUGAUUCUAUAGGGAUUCGAAGUGCCAACCUAUUUUAUGUAGGAUAUUUACCGAUAGUAACUGGAAAAAGUUGACCUUUUCCAUGCACCGCAGCUGUUGAAAAAAAAGGGUUCAUUUACAACGAAGUAGAGCUAGACGAACAAUAUCAGCAAUACCAUACAAAAACGAGAUUCUUGUUUACUCACAAAACUCUAGGGAAUAAGUUUGAAAUAAGCAUUCAGUUUUACCACCUGGAACGGCAGGAAGGGAAGAAAAUAUGCUACUUGCCAUGUACAUAGCUAAUUUCGAUUUGUUGCAGCACCUCCCAACGAAGGAGACACAUAUUUAGACCAAAUGCAUCCUUCCACAGCCAUAGUCCUAGAAAGACGAUAUUUGUAAAACCAAUCUGUUUCAAAAUCCAAGCUUUAUUUUUCACAGAAACGAUACUUUUUCUCCGAACAUAAGAUGCGAAAUAGGAACGUUUAGAUAAACAAUUCUAAAAGAUAACUGCAAACAUUGAUGGGUACCAGUGAAAUGGAUUUUUUUUUUCGAAAAUCGAC